CCGGCCCGCACGGCGGGACCAUGGCCGACGUGUUCCCGGCCAACGACUCCGCGGCGCCCCAGGACGUGGCCAACCGCUUCGCCCGCAAAGGGGCGCUGAGGCAGAAGAACGUGCACGAGGUGAAGAACCACAAAUUCAUCGCGCGCUUCUUCAAGCAGCCCACCUUCUGCAGCCACUGCACCGACUUCAUCUGGGGGUUUGGGAAACAAGGCUUCCAGUGCCAAGUUUGCUGUUUUGUGGUUCACAAGAGGUGCCAUGAAUUUGUUACUUUUUCUUGUCCGGGUGCGGAUAAAGGACCUGACACGGAUGACCCCAGGAGCAAGCACAAGUUUAAGAUCCACACCUAUGGAAGCCCCACCUUCUGUGAUCACUGCGGGUCACUGCUGUACGGGCUCAUCCACCAAGGGAUGAAGUGUGACACCUGUGACAUGAAUGUGCACAAACAGUGUGUGAUCAACGUGCCCAGCCUCUGUGGCAUGGACCACACCGAGAAGAGGGGCCGAAUCUACCUGAAGGCCGAGGUCACUGAGGAAAAGCUCCACGUCACAGUACGAGAUGCAAAAAAUCUAAUCCCUAUGGAUCCAAAUGGACUUUCAGAUCCUUAUGUGAAGCUGAAACUUAUUCCUGAUCCCAAAAAUGAAAGUAAACAGAAAACCAAAACCAUCCGCUCCACACUCAACCCCCAGUGGAAUGAGUCUUUUACAUUCAAAUUGAAACCUUCAGAUAAAGACCGACGACUGUCUGUAGAAAUCUGGGACUGGGAUAGAACAACAAGGAAUGACUUCAUGGGCUCCCUCUCGUUCGGCGUGUCAGAGCUGAUGAAGAUGCCCGCCAGUGGAUGGUACAAGUUGCUUAACCAAGAAGAAGGUGAGUACUACAAUGUACCCAUUCCAGAAGGGGAUGAAGAAGGAAACGUGGAGCUCAGACAGAAAUUUGAGAAAGCCAAGCUCGGCCCGGCUGGUAACAAGGUGAUCACGCCUUCCGAGAGACAACCUUCCAACAACCUGGACCGGGUGAAGCUCACCGACUUCAAUUUCCUCAUGGUGCUGGGGAAGGGGAGCUUUGGAAAGGUGAUGCUGGCUGACAGGAAGGGGACGGAAGAACUGUAUGCCAUCAAAAUCCUGAAGAAGGACGUGGUCAUUCAAGAUGACGACGUGGAGUGCACCAUGGUGGAGAAGCGCGUCCUGGCCCUGCUGGACAAGCCCCCGUUCCUGACGCAGCUCCACUCCUGCUUCCAGACAGUGGACCGGCUGUACUUUGUCAUGGAGUAUGUCAACGGUGGGGACCUGAUGUACCACAUUCAGCAAGUAGGAAAAUUCAAGGAACCACAAGCAGUAUUCUAUGCGGCAGAGAUUUCCAUUGGGUUGUUCUUCCUUCAUAAACGAGGAAUCAUUUAUAGGGACCUGAAGUUAGAUAAUGUCAUGCUGGAUUCGGAGGGACACAUUAAGAUUGCCGACUUUGGGAUGUGCAAGGAGCACAUGAUGGAUGGAGUCACAACCCGGACCUUCUGCGGGACUCCAGAUUACAUCGCCCCUGAGAUAAUUGCAUAUCAGCCAUAUGGAAAAUCUGUGGACUGGUGGGCCUAUGGCGUCCUGCUCUAUGAAAUGCUGGCUGGACAGCCUCCAUUUGACGGCGAAGACGAAGACGAACUCUUCCAGUCCAUCAUGGAGCACAACGUUUCCUACCCUAAAUCCUUGUCCAAGGAGGCCGUUUCCAUCUGCAAAGGACUGAUGACCAAGCACCCGGGCAAGCGGCUGGGCUGCGGGCCCGAGGGCGAGCGGGACGUCAGGGAGCAUGCCUUUUUCCGGAGGAUCGACUGGGAGAAGCUGGAGAACAGGGAGAUCCAGCCGCCCUUCAAGCCCAAAGUGUGUGGCAAAGGAGCGGAAAACUUCGACAAGUUCUUCACACGAGGGCAGCCCGUCCUCACCCCGCCGGAUCAGCUGGUCAUCGCUAACAUAGACCAGUCUGAUUUUGAAGGGUUCUCGUACGUCAACCCCCAGUUCGUGCACCCCAUCUUACAGAGCGCAGUAUGAAACUCACCCAGGAGAACCAACGCCUCCCCUGCCCCCAGCGCCCCCAGCAGUGGGAAAUGAUCCUUAACCCUAAAAUUUUAAGGCCGCGGCCUAGUUUCUUGUUCCAGAUGGAGGCCUGAAAAUUGUAGGGUUAUUAGUUCAAACGUAAGCAAUGUCCAGGGUCCCUCUCUUACAACCAAGACAUGAUCUCAGUGGAAGAUAAUGUGAUGUCCAGUGUCCCGUUUUGUUAUGUAAGGGUCACCUCUGGCAGAAGGUAGAGUUACUACCUAGAAAGCAGACAGACCCUUGCCCUGUUUUUGGUACGACUUGGUAUGUUUUCCUUGCCCUCUGUCUGUCGGUUUUCUCCAUCUGGAUCCCCCAGCCACAGAUGUCAAAGUGAAUCUGCCCCCUGCCCGGUGGGCUGGAAGCAUCUCCACACGAUAGGUCUUUGGGAAGAGAGAAUGGUGAGCCCAGAGAGUGAUCAGGGUGGGGUUGAGGGUGAGGGAGGCUCGGGGAUACCCACUGCUUCUGUUCUCGGCUCGAUGGAAUAAACAGUCCCUAGAACCCGGGAGGCUGGGUCCAGCUAGUCCUGCUGGUGCAACCAGCGUGAAAGCUCUCUCUGUCCCCACACGCUGACCGUCGUGACCAGUCGUGGUCCAGCAGUUGCCAGUUUUUAAAAAAAGAGAGAAAGGAAACCUCAGAUGAGUGUGGGGUGCAUCUGUCCUCAUGUUUCCUCCUCGGUUGCUAACUAUUUCGAUCUUGCAUUUCUUUUCAAGAGGCCAAAUCUUCUAAGGACUUUGCUAAAUGAGCAUGUGAAAUCAUUUCAAAUCAAGGGUAACCCAGUGUGUGUGUGUGUGUCCAUUUUAAUCUCUGGGAGAUUAUGCUGCGAUCAGGGUGCCAUCAGCAAUCAUGCCACUACUUACAAGUGUCGUUCGCCAACCCCCCACCCCCCGAUAUUUUGCUACCUACCCCCUAAGACGCUGAAGUGUACGCCCCGACCCCUUUUGUACUUAUUUAUUUGAUAGGCUGCAAUGUCCUUUAUGAGAGUACGAUGUAUAGUAACUACAAGUGUUGGCUGUAGCAUCCGUUGUUGUUGGUUGAGCUCCCUCCUGUCUCUGGCCGUCAGCAUCCGCCUCGGGAUGAAAACAGCACAGUUUGAGUUCCCACUUGCAGUUCAUGUCGAAUGACACACCAGGAGCUGUAGAAUCCGGAAACCUGGAUGCCUGUCAGCUCAAAGAUGUUUUAUCGUUAGAAAGAUUUUAAUGUUUUGCAAAUGCAUCAUGCAAUGAAUUUUGCAUGUUUAUAAUAAACCUUAAUAACAGUGAAUCUAUAUUAUUGAUAUAGUCGUAUCAAGUAUAAAGAGAGUAUUAUAAUAAUUUUCUAAGACACAAUCGUGCUAUAUUUGUGAAGGCUCUUGUUUCUAAUCUGCUUUUAUGAUUAAGUUUUAGCUUAAUUCUCUGCCAUGUGCUUCCAUCUCUUCCACCCCCUGCCUCUCUUGCACAUUGUAUCAGAUAUAUUAGUUUUUUAUCAUAGAACUAAUUUCAAAACAGAAUGCCUACUUUACAUGAUCAAUUAGACAUGCAUACAUAUAUAUAUAUGUGUGUGUAUAUAUAUAUAAAAACAUUUGAUCUACCUUCAAACAAAAGUUUUUGUUUUGGGGGAUUAUUUUUGAGAUGAGACUGUCUCUUAGCCUCUUCACACCAUCUUCCGUUCCGGUUGCGCCACCUCGCUUCCUCUCCCUGCCUCCUCUCGGGCACAGCAGGAGUGUUUGACAGCUGUCACCCUACUGUGUGCAGAUGUGGUGUCACCUCGGCCCUUGGGCUGGCCUUUGUGUAUGGUUUUUUUUUUUCCUUUUUUAGCCUGGUUACUGGAGUGACACGGGGUGGGAGGGACAGGAAGAAGCCCUUCCUGGUGUGUGUGCAUGGACACCCCAGAAGCAUGCUGUCUGUCUCGGCGCCCCAGACCCGCCCCCGUUGGUCCAGCGCGUACAGGCCAUGAGACAAAUUGUCCGCAGCCCCUGGAGCUGCCAGCACACUCUCUGGAGAGGCGGCAGGUCUUCCCGCCGGGCAUGGAACUGGCCUUUCCAGGCUCGCGAGCUGCUCCUCUGUGGUGAGGCACCCACCACCCCAACGCCAGGUCCGCAGAAGAGCCAGGAGUCUACAGCAGAAAGAACAUUCAAGAUGGAAGUGACUCUGUGUCCCUGUUCCCCAAAGACUCUGUCUCCAAGCUAAGCGCCCCCUUGUUCUUACUCCCUGGCUUUUGCUUGAAAUUCAUGUCACAAAGCCACGGCAGGGGCUUUUCCGGGAGAAGGCUUGGCUGGCUGGAAGCCGAGGAAGAGCUGGAGCAGGGAGCGACUUCUGCCUUUUAUGGACAGUAGACCUCGGAGCUCAAGGGGGCUCUGGCUCAGCCGGAGCUGCCGACCUGCUGGGCACUUUGGGGGUGCUCUUCCUCACCGGAUGCACCUCAUUUGGUCUUACAGAAAAGGGACCCAUUUAUAGAAGCCUAAGAAGCACAAGGGCUGAUCCCCUGCCCCAGAGUGGAGCGACAGCAUGACUGAUCCCCAGCCAAGCCCAGGAAGUGAGGAAUGUUCCAGAAAGAAACACGUAGGCUGUGGACCAUUUGUCCCCGAGCCCCGGCUGCCUGCUUGUUGUAAGCCAGCAGCGGGCUCACGCUUCCCUCAAACACUCUCCCCCUUGCACUCUCCAAAUUCCUCAUCUUUCUCUGGGAAACAGGUGGAGCCAGCUGGCUUGUCUUCUUUGGAAGGCGUGGGGUCCAGCCCUCUGCCGGGGGGGUCCGGGGCUCACGGACAAAGUUAGGGGAGAGAGUAGUCAGGGCCCCGUGAGGUGGAGUCUGUUCUAUGCCCCGCCUUGUCCUGAAUGCAGGUAAAGGCUGACGCAGGCAGGGCCUGAGCUGCCCGAGACCGUUACCGCUGGAAGAAUAAAUCAUGCGGGAAGCCAACGACAGAGCCACAGAAUCCAUUUAUAAAACCCCGAGGAUCAGGCCACAGUGGGGUGGGGUGCCCUUGGAAGCCCCAGCCCCCAAGCCCGGCCUGCGGAGGGCCAGGCACCAGCGGAAUCUGGCACAACCUGAGCCUGUGCCAGACCCGGGGCCCGUGACGCUGAAAGGCCAGUGAGACUGCGACUGCGGGCGGGCCUGCCCUGGGAAGGUGGCGCUGCGCGGUGGUGUCUGCCCGCUGCCCCUCCCUCUUGGCACCUCAUCUAAACCCACUAGGUGCUCCCUUUGAAGGGAAGGAUCUGUCGUGGGGCUCCAGGCAGACCCUCAGAGCUUGGGCGUUCACAGCCAGGCAGGAGCUAACUCAGAAAGUCAGUACGUGGCCCCAGGAACUGAACCGAUCGCUGCUCUUGUCAGCCACCUCUUUCCUCCUGAUGCCCCGGUGCAAUGCAGUGACGAGUCCUGUCUGCCUUUGUGACGGGGCGUCUCGGGCUUUCUCAGUAGGAAUUUUGGUAGAAAAGCCAGCAUGGGUCGAGAGUUCUUUGGAAGCUUGAGGAGAUUGGUUGAAAGAUGAUGAAGGGCCGUGGUUAAUGGAAACCCGCAAACAAUCCUGGGCACCUGCUCGAGCCCGGCCUUAGCAGAGCGUGGUGACGUGCGGGGACAUGGGGACAGAACCCAGGAGCCCAGCGACUGGGGAAGGGACCUGAGCGGGGGGCUCGGCAGCGGCCGACGCUGGCCAGGAGCGGGGGGAACAGCAGGCUUGGAGCGCGUCGGGCAGGACGCGCGGCAGCAGGCAGCGGAGAGGAACCGGCAUCUCGGGAGGAAGCCGCCGCCACCUGGGUGCCUUUCCACGGGAGGUGUCUGUGCGGAUGAUGGUUACCGUCUGCUGGUCCUGGAGAGCAAGUUCGUUGCCAGGGAUACAGCCUGUUCCUCCUCAGAAGCCACUUCCAAAUGCCACCGGCUCCCCCACCAGCUGCUCGAAGCCCCCGUCCCCGUCCUGUCUGGAAGAGGCUCGCUACCCCCCAGGCCUCCCCACCCCGCUCUCCCCUUCGGUUACGGCCACCAGGACCGAUGGAGAAGCCACAAAACAGCCGGCCCUGCGGUUGCCGCCAGCUCCCCUCUGCAGGAGAAGUGAGGGCAUCUCGCCGGGAUGUGUUCUCCGUACUGGGGAGAGAAGGUGAGAUCCUGUCUUUAAAAGCCUCAGACAGGCAGCACCGCCUGGCAGUCGCGCCGUGUCGCUUGGGUCUGGGGAGUCCCCUAUUUCACACCACUUGCUGUUGCUUCACCCUCGAGGGGGCCGGAGCGCCCAGCCCCCCAGGGAGCACCCAGCAGAGCGGUAGUGAGCCCAUGGGACCGUUGUGGGGCAGGGCAGGGGUGCUCCGGUGACACUCGUCUGACAAGGAGCGCUGGAAAUAUCUUUGCAGAAGCCUUUCUGGUGACUGUAAUGUGCCAGACUGUAGCGAUGGCUGCCCUUGGCCUUCUCGCUUGGCACAUCUGGGGGACUCGGGCUGUGUCUGCUGUGGGAAGGUACAGAAAAGGGACAGGUGGUCUGAGCGAUACCCGGAUGAAGGCUAGGGAAGGAGUUGACCACAAGCGUGCAUAGCCCAUCACGGCAGGGCCUCCGGGAGGGUUGAAAGCACCAACAAGUGGGAUUCCGGUGCCUCUGAUCUGUGUAAUCGGUGUCAGGCGAACUCAGUCAUCAAACAGCCUUACGGUGACCCUACACCGAGGCCCACGAGCUCCAAAGACUUUUUUUUUAAAACGUAAUGGAAGAAAUUCACUUGUUAAUUCCAGUAGAACCACUGAAAUGCACUGGGCAAUAUUUGUACUUUUUUAUAGAGAACUUUAAUAACUCGAUUCUUCUUUAAAAAUGAGUUUUUCAAAUAACACUACUGGCAAUUUCAUAAGAUUCCAAUCACAUGGAGCCCACAGGAGGACUCGGCUGGGGUCCACCCGAGCCUCCCCCUCUUCCUUGCAGGAGUGUCCCAGGCCUGGUGGGGUGCAGCGUCCCCAUCAGAGUGACCCGUGGCCCCCGGCCUGUGUCAGCAGACUGACGCCCGUGUGUAGUGCACAAUGCGAACAGCUGUCUGAGGUCUAGACUAUUUCAGGCCACAGGAUAGUUGCUUUUAUUGCCCCCCCCUUCCAGACACCACCCUAGGACUCCCGGGGCCUCUGGGGCCCUCUUACUUUGCUCUGUGAAUCGGUGUGAUCACCUUUUGGCAUCAAGGAGGGGGUGCUUUCCUGGCCAUCUGCAGUCCCCGAGGGCCCCCAGAUCUCUCACAUUUGGUGAAAAGGCAGCAGUGCCCAGGAGUGCACCACUGGGCAGUCCAGAAAUACUUCAACCUCCCCAGAAGGAGGAGGCGGCCGCCGGGGUGCCCUCAGCAUCCGUCUCAGUCACCACUUAGGUGAGUGGACAGGACCCUCCUUUUCAGAUAAUAGGCAUCGAGUCCACUUUAUAAGAACUUUUUUCUAAAAUAAGUCAAACGGUGGCUUUGCAUUUCGAACCGAGCAGCCCCGUCUUUGUCUUCUCUGCCUCCCUUCAGAGUAUUUAUUCGUGUGAUUGUGUGUAGAUUUUUGUUGAUCCUCUUCCUGGAAGAAUGUGAUUACUGAGGAUUAGUGAACUCUUCAAAAUCAUACCUGAAGGCAGUUAUUCUUUGGCGUCUAAAUGGUCUAAAAAUUCAUCUCAGAUCCCUUCCAUGAGGGUCUUUCAGAAUAUCUUGUAUAGAAGGUCCGAAGCAUUUGAAAUCAGCUUUUGCUAUUGCGCGCGCGUGUGUGUAUGUGCGUGUGUAUGUGUGUGUGUGUGAGAGAGAGAGAGACAUGCCACAUUUAAACUGUUCAUUGGAAAACAUCACCCACGACCCCAGAUGUGCAUGGAGGAGGAAGGGAUGAAGGUUAAGCUUUUUCCUUCUGUAUAAGCACCUAUGACAAAUGUAGAGGCCAUUCAACUGUCAAAUAACAUUUGGUUCGUAGCGGCGAGAUGGAUGUAUAAAUUGUUGCAUUGCUUCCCAAUUGUAUAACCUCUAAUCUCUGUUUGCAUGACAUGCUUUGUUAGCGACAUUAACUGUAGUUUGGAAGCCAGUGUGUAUGAAUAAAGAUAAUGACCGUUCCUCAGUGUGCUUGGUCUCAUUAGCAU
Molecule: messenger RNA, 8097 nt
Organism: Talpa occidentalis (Iberian mole)
Lineage: Eukaryota; Metazoa; Chordata; Mammalia; Eulipotyphla; Talpidae
Gene: PRKCA
Product: protein kinase C alpha
Exons: 17
Coding region: 21-2033 (670 amino acids)
Biological process (GO): protein phosphorylation
Molecular function (GO): zinc ion binding; diacylglycerol-dependent serine/threonine kinase activity; ATP binding
Source: RefSeq, a predicted model, not a curated record